AUGGUGUCCUCCAAGAGAGCAUACAACUGGUAUGUAUCUCUUGUCGCAGCAUCCUGCAUGGUGCUCUACGGAUACGAUGCUUCAGUCUUCAACGCUGUCCAAGGGUCCAAGAACUGGGUCGCCUACUUCAACCACCCCAAUGCCAACACCAUCGGAGCUAUCAACACUGCCUACACUGUCGGAGCUGUUGUAGCUGGUUUCUUCAUCGGUGGUCCUCUUGCUGAUUACGCCGGCCGUCGUGUUGGCAUGGCCACUGGAUCUGUUCUCGUCAUCAUCGCUACUUUCAUGCAAGCUUUCGCGCCCCGUGGCAACAUCGGUGUCUUCAUUGCUGGUCGUGUCAUCAUCGGUCUGGGUCAAGGUCUUGCACUGACUGCUGGUCCUAUCUACAUCGGUGAACUCGCACCUCCUGAGAUUCGUGGUAUGAUCAUGUCGUUCUGGCAGAUGUUCUACUCUGUCGGAUCCUUCAUCGCGUACUGGGUCAACUUCGCGUGCUCCAAGCACCCCAAGAAGCUCGGUGAAUGGGACUGGCGCAUGGUUGUCAUAUUCCAGAUCCUUAUGCCCAUCAUCAUCCUGUCUCAGGUCUUCUUCAUCCCCGAGUCGCCCCGCUGGCACAUCCAGAAGAACAAGAACUACGAGGGUGCUAAGGCGUCUCUGAUGCGUGUGCGCGACACCGAGCAGGAGGUCGAUGACGAGAUCGUCACCAUCCGCGAGGCUAUUGAGUUCGAGUCUGAGGCCAUCUCCAGCGGCUACUCUGCUCUCUGGAAGGACAAGUCUGUCCGCAAGCGCAUGUACCUUGCUAUGAUCAUCAACGCCGGUCAGCAGAUUACUGGACAGGGUACUCUCAACUCUUACUCCACCAUCAUCUACAAGAAGGUCUUCAAGGCCGCCGACACUAUCGCUCUCAUCAACGCUCUCAAUGCCACAUUCGGAAUCAUCUUCACCCUCAACGCUACCUGGACUGUUGACCGCUUCGGCCGCAAGUUCUUGUUCAUUGUCGGUGGUAUCGGUAUGGGUGUUUGCAUGGUCAUCGCCGCCUCGGUCGAGACCCAGACACCUUCCUACGAUGGAGCUAAGUCGCAACCCGUCGGUAUUGCGAUUGUCUUCCUCAUGUUCCUGUUCGCUUUCUUCUACAAGCCUUCAUGGGGUGCUACCGUCUGGAUCUACACCGCCGAGAUUUUCUCUAUGAACGUGCGCGCCCAGGCCGUCGGCAUGUGCUCGCAGACCCAGAACGUUGCCAACUCGAUCGUCCAGCAGUUCUUCCCACUCUUCCUUCAGAACGAGGGCUUCUACGCCUUCUACAUGUUCGCUGGAAUCAACAUCCUGUUGGCUGCCUUUGUUUGGUUCUUCCUCCCGGAGACCAAGCAGGUUGCCCUCGAGGAGAUGGAUGCCAUGUUCGGUGGAGCGAACCACGUCGAUGGUGGAGCCCAACUCGAGAAGAGGCAGAUCGAGCACGAGGAAUACACGGUCAACCCCGACCAAAAGAACGCUGCUAUCGAGCGAAGGGAUGUUUGA
This is a messenger RNA of Boeremia exigua, 1512 nucleotides long. RefSeq names its product MFS sugar transporter-like protein. Gene Ontology annotation, molecular function: carbohydrate:proton symporter activity. Gene Ontology annotation, biological process: transmembrane transport; carbohydrate transport. Lineage: Eukaryota; Fungi; Ascomycota; Dothideomycetes; Pleosporales; Didymellaceae. The record is from RefSeq and is a predicted model, not a curated record. Gene Ontology annotation, cellular component: membrane. Bases 1 to 1512 code for a protein of 503 amino acids. The transcript is spliced from 5 exons.